GAGAACUGACAGUUUAAACAAAAAUAAUCGAAAAUAAAAUUAAUAAUUUUUUAAAACAUUAAUUUUGGUGCUUUUUACAUAACAACGUAAAUUAUCAAACCAUUAUAAUGACGGCAUAUCUGAAGAAAGUUUUAUCAUUGUUGGCUUUCAUGUUAUCUUUUUAUCUAAGCGUUGCGUUAGAGAUUCCAGAACAAUUCCAAAAGUCGAACCACACCAAUAAUUGGGCGGUGUUGGUUGAUACAUCAAGGUUUUGGUUCAACUAUCGGCAUGUAGCGAACGUGCUGUCAAUAUACCGCAGUGUGAAGCGGUUAGGAAUACCUGAUAGCCAGAUAAUACUGAUGAUAUCCGACGACAUGGCCUGUAAUCCUAGGAAUCCCCGACCGGCGAAUAUUUUCAACAAUGCCCUUGAACAAAUAAAUGUUUAUGGCGAUGACGUUGAAGUGGAUUAUAGGGGCUAUGAGGUUUCAGUUGAAAACUUUGUGCGGCUUCUUACUGGCCGUGUGCCUCCAGACACACCAAGGUCUAAGCGUCUUCUUACUGAUGAAGGGAGCAAUAUACUCAUAUACUUGACUGGACAUGGUGGAGAUGGUUUUCUUAAAUUUCAAGACUCAGAAGAAGUAACAAGCCAGGAGCUUGCAGAUGCGUUUGAGCAAAUGUGGCAGAAAAGAAGGUAUAAUGAGAUUUUCUUCAUCAUUGACACAUGCCAAGCAUCUUCCAUGUAUGAAAAGUUCUAUUCGCCAAACAUACUUGCAACUGCCAGCAGUUUAGUGGGAGAGGAUUCACUUUCUCACCAUGUUGAUGCAGCUAUAGGAGUGUAUAUUAUUGAUAGAUACACCUAUUAUGUUUUAGACUUCUUGGAAAAUGUUUAUCCGGAUAGUAAGAAGACAAUGUCGGAAUUUUUUGCAGUGUGUCCGAAAAGUGUCUGUAUAUCAACAGUUGGUGUUCGUAAAGAUCUGUUUAAGAGAGAUACGAGCAAAGUGCCUAUAACAGACUUCUUUGGAUCUGUUAGGGUGGUCAUCAUAACCACUGAUCCCAUUGAUAUUCAAGAUGUACCAAAGCGAAAGAAGAAAUUAUCAUUGAACAAAACCAAAGUAUAUGAAAAAAGGGAAUACCUACCUCAGUUCCCUAUGCAUCUAGUCAAGACUACAGUAUAAGUUAUCUAUUAUUAGUCCUAAUUGUAGAAAAUAAAAUAAUAAAAAAGGUUAGUGCCAUUUUA
Pararge aegeria (speckled wood butterfly) is the source of this 1216-nucleotide messenger RNA. It is a transcript of the gene PIG-K, whose product is annotated as putative GPI-anchor transamidase. Gene Ontology annotation, biological process: proteolysis; protein localization to cell surface; attachment of GPI anchor to protein. Bases 108 to 1154 code for a protein of 348 amino acids. The record is from RefSeq and is a predicted model, not a curated record. Gene Ontology annotation, molecular function: GPI-anchor transamidase activity. Gene Ontology annotation, cellular component: GPI-anchor transamidase complex. NCBI's taxonomy places the organism in Eukaryota, Metazoa, Arthropoda, Insecta, Lepidoptera, Nymphalidae. The transcript is spliced from 7 exons.